Molecule: messenger RNA, 1881 nt
Organism: Papaver somniferum (opium poppy)
Lineage: Eukaryota; Viridiplantae; Streptophyta; Magnoliopsida; Ranunculales; Papaveraceae
Product: transcription termination factor MTERF5, chloroplastic-like
Exons: 4
Coding region: 142-1602 (486 amino acids)
Biological process (GO): regulation of DNA-templated transcription
Molecular function (GO): double-stranded DNA binding
Source: RefSeq, a predicted model, not a curated record
UAUUUCCCUCAUUUCUCAUCUCUGAAAAAAAUCUCAAAACAACAUUCUAGAAACCCCCAUUUAUAAGAAAGUCUGAUGUUGUUUUACAUUCUGAAAGAAUCAAAAAAGCUGUAGAGAGAGAUAGAAAGAGAAAGUAAAAAGAUGAGAGCAUCUUCCACUAUUUAUCAGAGUCCUAAUAAGCUUGUAUUUAGAAGUACUGUAUUAAGACAACCAUGUUUUACAGUCACAAGGACCGGAAUUUGUUUUCCACGGCAACACUUGUGUCGAGCAGAGUAUGUUGAACCUGGGGUAGAUGGGUUCAACGUCAGAACAGUACCUGCAACCCUGCUAACAGCGGAGAAAGAAGAAGCGAAGGCUGUUUUGAAUUUGUUUUUAAGAAAACAAGGGUUGAGCAAUGCAGUUGCUUCAAGGACCAUCAAUACAUCUGAGCAUUUCAUUGAGCAUCUCAUAUUAAAGCUCCAUGCUGCUCAUAAGACUCGAUAUCUAGUAGGAAGAGAGCUAAGCACGCUUGAGAUUAGGGACACACUUAUUCCUUACCUUGAAUCACUUCUCGAAGAACACGGAGAAAUUUUGGUUGAAAUGGUUGAGAACUACCCGGAUCCACCUGGCGCAGAAAAACCAAAAAUCUCGCCUACUCCUGUCAGUCCAUCUCUCAACUCCAAGAAACUUAAAGCCAUGGCUCGUGUUAGUGAGAUAGGUGCCGAUGGUCAACUUCCGCCACAAGUCCUUUAUCUCGUAGACCUAGGAUUGGAACUUGACCAGAUCAAGUUAAUGGCCCGUAAAUUCCCAGCUUUUGCUUACUACAGUUUGGAGGGGAAAAUCAAGCCUGUUGUUGAAUUUCUCCUUGAUCUCGGGGUAAAACGAACAGAUAUCCCAACCAUUCUUAACAAAAGGCCACAGUUGUGUGGGAUCAGUCUCUCUGAGAACUUAAUACCUACAAUGAUAUUUUUAGAGAACUUGGGUGUGGAUAAGAAACAAUGGGCAAAGGUUAUUUACAGGUUCCCAGCAUUGCUCACAUACAGCAGACAGAAGGUCAAAGCAACUGUAGAAUUCCUCUAUGAGUUGGGUCUCACAGCAGAAAACAUCGGGAAGAUACUCACACGUUGCCCGCACAUUAUAAGUUAUAGCGUAGAAGAUAAUCUUCGUCCUACUGCUGAGUACUUCCAGUCUAUGGGUGUUGACGUUGCUGUCCUUGUGUACAGAGCGCCACAGACUUUUGGUCUAAGUAUUGAGGCAAACUUGAAGCCCUUAACAGAGUUUUUCUUGGGGAAGGGAUACACUAUGGCGGAGAUAGGAACCAUGGCUUCGAGAUAUGGAGCUCUGUACACUUUUAGCUUGGAGGAAAACAUAGUACCCAAGUGGGAGUACUUUUUAACAAUGGGAUAUCAGAAGUCGGAGCUGGUAAAAUUUCCUCAGUUCUUUGGCUACAGCUUAGAAGAGAGGAUUAAACCAAGAUAUGCACAAGUGAAGGGAAGCGGUGCGAAGUUGUUACUGAACCAGAUAUUAUCUGUUUCUGAAGCUGAUUUUAACAAAGUUUUGAAGAAGAGAGUGAAGAAAAUGCUUGAUGAUCAAGAGGAGGCAGCAUCACCGUCAUCCACGUAAAACUCAGAAAACAACGACGUCGAUCUUGGUUCAAGCAUGGAAGAGUUGAAGCUGUAGUUUUUUUGUAGAUAUUAUUAGUAGUUACAUUCUUUUGAUGAAUCAAAAUGGGUUGAAAUGGAUGAAUACUGAUCAAGAAAAACAACAAAAACCCUACUUUCAUUGAAAUAGUGUCCCUUGAACAAGAAACUCCACUGAAUACCUUCAACGUAUAAUUACUAGGGAAUGACACGUGCCAAAAUGGUACGGGCUAUAUCACAGUGUAAUCAGCAUUGACCGUCU